AUGACAGGACUGGACACGAACACCCCUACACCACAGCUCCAUUUACAGAAUAUGACAGCCAGCGACCUCCAGCUGAACUCUGAUUCACAGAGGUCAACGCCUCCCUCAAGAAGCAGGGGCCCCUUCAACAGCAUCAAGUUAUUUGUGCUGUGCCAUGGCAUGCUCCAGCUGGCCCAGCUGUUGGUGUCUGGAUAUCUGAAGAGCUCCAUCUCCACCAUAGAGAGACGCUAUGGCUUCUCUAGCCAGAAGUCUGGCAUCUUGGCAUCCUUCAAUGAGGUGGGGAACAUAGUCCUGAUAGUGUUUGUUAGUUUCUUUGGUAGCCGUGUCCACAGACCACGGUUCAUUGGUGGAGGGGCACUGGUGGUCAGUCUGGCUGCUCUGAUAAUGGCCAUGCCUCAUUUCAUCAGUGGCCCCUACCAGUACACAGACCACAUCAGCGAAUCCAAGGAUGACGACUCUGGCCUCUGCCAAUUAGAGAGCUCUUUCCAAUCAACCUUGUCCAAUCAUAGCUGCACUCAGCAAGAGAGACACUCCCAGCAGGGAGUAUUCCCACUCCUGCUCCUAGGACAGAUACUCCUGGGAAUCGGCGGCGUUCCCAUCCAACCCUUCGGAAUCUCCUACAUUGAUGACUAUGCCAGCAAGAGGAACUCUCCUCUCUACCUCGGCAUCCUCCUGGCUGUCACAUCUAUUGGUCCUGCUUUUGGCUUUAUGAUGGGCUCCUUCAUGUUGCGCUUUUAUGUCGACAUCGACAAGAUGUCCAAAGAUCAGAUAGGUCUGGAGCGAGGAGACCCUCGCUGGGUGGGAGCCUGGUGGCUAGGCUUCUUGGUGGCAGCCUCCUUCCUCUUCCUCACCUCCCUGCCCUACCUCUUCUUCCCCCGGCAGAUGCCCAAAGAGGAAAAUGGAGGCGAUGUCACAGAGCCCAGAGCAGAAGAGGAAAAGAAACCACUGCCAGACCCCGUCCAGGAACUCACCCUCACACAGUUUCUCAAAAGUUUCCCCCGUAUCGCCCUGCGGACCCUGCGGAACCCCAUCUACCUUUUGGUGGUGCUGGCACAGGUCCACCUGGCAGCGAUGGUAGCCGGCCUCGCCACCUUUAUGGCCAAGUUCAUAGAGCGCCAGUUCACCCAGACUGCCUCCUUCUCCAACAUGAUGAUCGGUGGGGUGAGUAUCCCUCUAGCGGUGCUGGGCAUCGUGCUAGGUGGGGCUUUGAUGAGGAGGCUGAGUAUGUCUACUAGAGGCUCCGCCCUCAUGUGCACGGCAGCCAUCUUGAUGUGUAUACUCACCGCUCUGCCUCUCCUCCUCCUCGGCUGCUCCACACAGAGUGUCACUGGAGUCUACCCCACCACACAGAAUGGUUCCUUGGGGUGUAAAGCUGGGUGCUCCUGUCCGACCGAGACUUUUAACCCGGUGUGUGGCUCAGACGGGGUGGAGUUCAUAUCACCCUGUCAUGCAGGCUGCAUGACCAAAGUACAGGACAACAACACCAUCAAAGUCCUGAACUACACAAACUGUGGCUGCAUCAACGGGUCCCAUGCGUUGUCGGGGACAUGCGGUAGCAACUGUGAACACCUCCUCUUGCCCUUUAUGGUUCUCUCUGCCCUCACCUGCUUCAUCGCAUCCUUCUCACAGACGCCAUCAUACAUGAUGAUACUGAGGACAGUGAGAACAGAGGAUAAGUCUUUUGCUGUGGGAGUUCAGUACAUGCUCUUCAGAAUGCUGGCAUUCCUGCCUGCCCCAGUCCUGUACGGCAUUGCCAUAGACACCACCUGUAUCCUCUGGGGGAAGAAGUGUGGGAGGAACACAUCAUGUCACUACUACAACAUGGACCUCUUCAGACAGAGGUUCCUGGGACUGCAGGUGUUGUUUGUUUGUGGAGCGUUCAUCUGCUUCCUGCUCUCUCUCCUCAUCCUGAGACAUAGGGCAGGACAACAAUGCCAGCAGGCGGGACAGAGAUACACUGUGGUGAACGGAGUAAAGAGUCCAGACAACAACACUGCCUCCAAAGAACUGCAGAGGAUGCCAGCAUGAGAGAGGACUGAGAGAGAAAGAUAAAUGAACUGAAUUGCAAGCUGGGUAGACAGAGAAGAAAAAUGUAUCAAUCUAAUUCUCUACAGAAUCAUGAAGAAGACUACAGAGAUGAGAAGCGCUCCGUGGGCAUCUUUCUCAGUGAGAGUCCAUCUCUUACUUUGUGUCCUCUAUUUUGUCCAUGGGAGGACCUGUUUCUCUCUCUCCUCCCGUUGGCCAAUGAGGAGUGUUUAAAUAUCUCUACACUAUUACUGCUCCCAAACUGCCAGUGCUGUAUCUGAGCCAUUGUAACAUAGCGUGUCAUUCUCUGGAACCAGUCUGAGGGGUCCCCUUUCCACUGAUACAGGGUCAGAUCUUUGUCCAUCUCUCUUAUGCUUAAGGUUAGGACAUGGGGAGGGUAAGCUGCUAUAAACUGAUCCUAGAUCUCUAGACGUUUUUUUAUAUUAGUUUUAUUGUCACAUCCACCGAUUAGGUGCAGUGAAAUGUUGUUGUUUUACAGGCUCAGCCAUCGUAGUACGGCGUCCCUGGAGCAAAUUUGGGUGCCUUUCUCAAGGGCACAUUGACAGAAUUUUCACCUUGUCGACUCGAGCCACCAGACCAAAGCAAUCAGACCAAAGACAGCAUUAGAAAACCAAACUCCCACUAAGCCAAUACUCUUCAGGUGUUGGUUGUUUUUAGAAAACAUGUAUAUACCAUAUAUUUUUCUUUGUUUUUUAACCUGUCUAGGACUAGGGUGCCGCUAGCGGCACACCCCCCCCACCCCCACUGAAAAGGCAGAGCCGCGAAAUUCAAAAAAAAUAUUUUUUUUUAAUAUUUAACUUUCACACAUUAAAGUCCAAUACAGCUAAUGAAAGACACAGAUCUUGUGAAUCCAGCCAACAUGUCCGAUUUUUAAAAUGUUUUACAGGGAAGACACAAUAUGUAAAGAUGUAAAUCUAUUACCUAAAAACACAUUAGCAUAAUCCACCAUCUUUUAUUUGUCCACCAACACCAGUAGCUAUCACCAAUUCGGCUAAACUAAGAUAUUUAUAGCCCCUAACCAAGAAAAAAACUCAUCAGAUGACAGUCUGAUAACAUAUUU
Molecule: messenger RNA, 3106 nt
Organism: Salvelinus fontinalis (brook trout)
Lineage: Eukaryota; Metazoa; Chordata; Actinopteri; Salmoniformes; Salmonidae
Product: solute carrier organic anion transporter family member 2B1-like
Biological process (GO): transmembrane transport; sodium-independent organic anion transport; bile acid and bile salt transport
Cellular component (GO): membrane
Molecular function (GO): bile acid transmembrane transporter activity; protein binding
Source: RefSeq, a predicted model, not a curated record